AUAAAUAUGGUCCAGACUUGGAGACCUUAAGGAUCUGGCUUGGCACGGUUUCCAGAGAGGAAAAUGAGCGUAGGUUACGUCCUGUCAGUGUUUGUGAGGGAGCUGCCUGCUUCUGUUCUCUUUGCUGGGAUCUUUAUGCCCGUGACUUUACUCCUGCUGCUGCUAAUUGUCUACUUCAGGAUCAAACUCAGAGAAGUCGAGGAGGAAAUUGUCAUGGCACAAGACUCUAGGAAUGCCUUCAUGAAUCACUGUGGCCCGUGGAGGAAACCCAGGAGAUCCAGACAAAAAGAGAGCAGAUACAAGAACUCAAGGGCAUUUAAGGGAGCUUCACGUCUCAGGAAGCAAGCUUAAACCCAAUACUCAGCACUGCAGGUUUAACAAUAACCAGCUGCAAAUAAAUACCACACAUGAAAACGAAACUGGAGAGGAGAAGCCAGUGCUAUGCCAUCCAGCACUGGAUGAUGAAACAGCUGCUGCCAUCCAGAGUUCUUGCAAGCAGCUCUUUGAGCAGCUCAGCAGAGACCAGAGGCCUCCUGCAAUGAACUGCUUGGUUCCUUUGUGUGCCCCAGGAUCUGGGGGGAGGGACAGUGCCCUGCUCACCAGCCCCUCCCUGGCCUGCCAAGGAGAAAGGACAUAAUGAGCUCCUGAGAGAGCUGAGCUGGCACAUCCAAGGCAGGCAGCCUUAUGAAAUCGAGAUGCAUAAGUAACAAGUUGAUAUCAAGCACUCACAUCUGGGAAAUUGAAAAGGGCUUUGAAGGGGAACUGACAUUUAUCAGCUUGUACACUUCGGGAAAGAUUGUGGGUUUUGUAAAGUAUCAUUUCCACAGAAUUUGGAAGCAAAAUGUAACAGUAGCAGGAAACAAAAGGAUUUCUCUCUGCUGACCAAAAAUGCUGAAUUUUGAAACCAUGGAAAGAUUUAGUUAGUAUUCUGUAUUCUGUAAACAGCUAUUACUCUCCUUUAAGGACAAAUGACUUUUGCAAAUAAACUGCAGAAGCAUAGAGUUAUUUUUUUGUAUGUCAAUUGACACACAUUUUUAAAAAAAAUCUUCCUCCCUGCUCCCCUGUAGCUGUAGAUGCACAGUUUUAGGUGCAUCUCAGAUUGCCUGUGGCAGAUGGCCCACAACAAUGCAACUCAAAUAGUUUGCAAGUACUACUGGCUGUUAGCUUCUCUGAUUCUGACUUUCAAGUUUAAACCCAAACUGGCAAGGAAUGAGAAGUGACUGUCAUUACUGUCCUCAGUGUUUACUGUCUCUGUCUGCUAAUGAUUGCUGUCUGCAAUUACCUUUCAUUAAAGCUGUUUGUC
This is a messenger RNA of Haemorhous mexicanus (house finch), 1303 nucleotides long. It is a transcript of the gene SMLR1, whose product is annotated as small leucine rich protein 1. The coding region runs from base 64 to 351 and encodes 95 amino acids. Lineage: Eukaryota; Metazoa; Chordata; Aves; Passeriformes; Fringillidae. The record is from RefSeq and is a predicted model, not a curated record. The transcript is spliced from 2 exons.